Messenger RNA from Racocetra persica, 687 nucleotides. The record is from the annotation of a GenBank genome assembly. NCBI's taxonomy places the organism in Eukaryota, Fungi, Glomeromycota, Glomeromycetes, Diversisporales, Gigasporaceae.
AUGAGGGAUGAUUUGCUUGAAGGUAUUAUCGAAAAUGAGGAAGUUUCUGAAAAUGAAGAUAAUAACCUAUCUAAUGAAUAUGAAGAUGAAGAUUUUAAUGAAAUCAUUCAUAUAAAUAAUAUGGAAAGGGGUAGUGUUUCACUGCACCAAAGAUUUUCGAUAGUAGCUUCUCCAUCAAGUUCUCGAUUUUCGACGCUAUUUUCUGAUAUUCUACAAGAAGACAAUACUAUAAAAGAAAAUAGCAUCUCACAAACAAAUAAAUCUUCACUAACACCCCCAUUGAAUUCCCGAUUUUCAGUACAGUUUGCUAACACAAUGCAAGGAGAAAUAUCUGUUAUAGAAGAACAUGAAUUGGAAAUUGCCAAUAAAAAUCUCAAAGACUAUCGUUCUAAGAUGAAACAUCAGAUGCACACAAAAUACAAUAUUCAUGAACGUGUUUAUGAAGUUGUAUUUGCAGUGCUUUCUAGAAAUAUGUAUUGCCUCGUAUGUCGAUUUGGCAUUCUUGAUCAAUCAUUUCCGGCUGGUGUGGUUUUGCUACUUGGUCCAAAAGAAUUUUCAGAGCUAGAUAAUCCUCCAACCAACAUAACUGUGACUGCUUUACAACAAGAUGUAGUUGCAAAAAAGCAAAUAUUGUAUGUGGAAGUGGAUGUCAUCCAAAAAAUUCAAAGUGUAAGCACUGAGCUUAAA